Molecule: messenger RNA, 1776 nt
Organism: Solea senegalensis (Senegalese sole)
Lineage: Eukaryota; Metazoa; Chordata; Actinopteri; Pleuronectiformes; Soleidae
Gene: uba5
Product: ubiquitin-like modifier activating enzyme 5
Exons: 12
Coding region: 154-1353 (399 amino acids)
Biological process (GO): protein ufmylation
Cellular component (GO): cytosol; cytoplasm
Molecular function (GO): UFM1 activating enzyme activity
Source: RefSeq, a predicted model, not a curated record
CGGACGUUGUUUUUGGGAGCACACAUCUUGACAGCUGAUUUGAGUUGUGAAGACGUGUACUUUCUGUACCUAUUCAAACGCGUCUGCUGUCCUCUUUCGCUCACUUUUCUACAUUUAUUUGACGGCGUUUAUUAGCGGGUUUUGUUUUUAAAGAUGACGACAGUAGAGGAACUGAAGCUGCGGGUGAGAGAGCUGGAAAAUGAAUUGAUAAAGUGUAAGCAGAAGCAGUGCGCCAUGGAGGAUGCUCUUCACAGACCCAAAAUUGACAAAAUGAGCGCGGAAGUUGUCGAUUCCAACCCAUACAGUCGUCUAAUGGCUUUAAAGAGAAUGGGCAUCGUGGAUGAUUAUGAGAAAAUCCGGACAUUCACAGUAGCUGUUGUUGGUGUUGGUGGAGUUGGCAGUGUGACGGCUGAAAUGCUCACUAGAUGUGGCAUUGGUAAGCUGCUUCUCUUUGACUAUGAUAAAGUAGAGUUGGCAAAUAUGAACAGACUGUUCUUCCAGCCUCACCAGGCAGGCCUCAGCAAAGUAGAAGCAGCAGAACACACGCUCAGAAACAUCAACCCGGAUGUGUCAUUUGAGACUCACAACUACAACAUCACCACCAUGGAAAAUUUCACACAUUUUAUGGAUCGAAUCAGUCAUGGAGGGUUGGAAGAAGGGACACCAGUGGAUUUGAUCCUGAGCUGCGUGGACAACUUUGAGGCCAGAAUGGCCAUCAAUACUGCAUGUAAUGAACUAGGUCAGAUCUGGAUGGAGUCUGGGGUCAGUGAGAACGCAGUAUCAGGACACAUCCAGCUCAUCAUUCCUGGAGAGACUGCCUGCUUUGCUUGUGCUCCCCCCUUGGUGGUAGCAGCUAACAUUGAUGAGAAGACCUUAAAGAGAGAGGGUGUGUGUGCUGCCAGCUUACCAACAACCAUGGGUGUGGUCGCAGGAAUCCUGGUCCAAAACGUCCUCAAGUAUCUGUUGAAGUUCGGUACCGUCAGUCAUUACCUUGGCUACAAUGCCAUGCAGGACUUCUUUCCCACCAUGGCCAUGAAAGCCAACCCCCAGUGUAACGACCGUUACUGCAGGAGGCAACAGGAGGAAUACAAGAAGAAAGAAGCGGAGCGACCGAAGGUGGAAGUCGUAGUGGAAGAGGAGGUUGUUGUACAUGAGGACAAUGAGUGGGGGAUUGAACUAGUAUCUGAGGUGACUGAUGCAGAGUUAAAGGCUGCUACAGGCACUGUACCCGACCUACCAGAAGGCAUCACUGUGGCCUACACCAUUCCUGCUGAGAACACAGCAAGUGGAGAUAUGGUGGAAGAGACGGAGCAGAGUUUAGAAGACCUGAUGGCUCAGAUGAGAAAGUUAUAGACGAUGAAUUUCUACUAUUCACAUAAAAAAGCCUUUUCCUCAUAUGCAUUUUCAUCGCUUCCUUUAGAAAAUAAUUGUAAUGGUGGCUGCUAGGGGCCAAAAAAGGCAGAAUUAAUUCCUUCUAACGGCUACAAAUGAGGAAUGCAUGAAAGUAACGCUGAUGGCAUUAUUGUAGAAACCAUAAAAAUGUCUUUGCAUUUCAUUGUGUCACAAGCUUUUGUGUGUACAGUACAGAAAAGUCACAAAUUCAAAGUCCACAAGAGUUAUAUCUUUGUUAGUACAUUAAAAUCAUUGUAUUUUCUGCAUUUUUGGUUAGUGGAUGUACAGUUACGUGCCCUGUCACUCCGCUUUAAGAAAACAUCUGCUACUACAACAGUACUAAUGUAAUUUUUCUCAAUAAAGUAUUUAUUGGAUGGAACGCAA